AUGAGCGCGAAGCUCAAGUCAACCUCGCCAGAGCACACCGGUCAGGAUUCGAGCGUGCCCACAAAGAAGCGCAGGGUGCAGAACUCGAGCUGCGAUGCAUGCCGGCUGCGUCGAGUCAAGUGCGACAGGCAGGCGGGACAACAAAAAUGUGAUGGUUGCGCGGCCAAGGCGAUCGCAUGUACCUACCAAUAUGUGUCCAGCAAGCCCAAGCAGUCACGUUCCGGCAAGCUCAUCGAGCAAGCCAAAGCAAUCUAUGGCGCCGAUCAGCGCGCAGAGGGUGACAGUCCCGUUGCCUCUACAUCUGCAGUCUCGCCUCACUCGCCCAAUGAUCCACCUGCGAGGAUGCCCAUCAUCCGUCGGCCCGGUCUGAGCGCGAGAGAUGUCGAGGCUCGCAUCGUGCAGCACCAGCUGGCGGACUCUCUCAGCUCGCAUUUGCUCAGCUGCUACUUUGCAGACUCGACGCUUCAGAUUCCUAUCAUAUCCUGGAAUGACUUUCAGGCAAAGUAUGACGAAGCCGGAUGUGAUCCGCAAGCGAUGGGUCCUAUCAGCGCUGCUGUCUGUUGCGUCCUCGAGGCAGUCACCGCACGCAUAUCUGACUCGCCUGCUAUUCUGGGACCCAACGCGCCAAAAAUGGCCGAUCUCAAGAACCGUCGGGGACAGUCAUUAUCGCUCUGGGGCAAGAGACGCGAGGCUUUCUGCGACAUGAUGCUCAAUCGUGCUAUAUCGGCCUGUGCAGAAGUCGAGAUAACACGCAAACCCACCAGCGAGGCUAUUGCUGCUCUCAUCCUGCUCGAGCAUCUCGUCGAUCGGGGUGAUCAUCGUCAGCGAUCAGGUCGCUACUACUUUGCAUCUGCUGUCGAGCUCAUGCGUGGCGCCAUCGACGAUGCAGACACGGUCACAGCGCAAUCUGCCGACUACCAGAGCAUUCGCGGCGGUCGCUGCUGGUGGGGUUGUUUCGUUCGAGACGCCAUCGGUGCCGCCUAUUCCGGCCGCAUGCCACUACUCACUCAAGCCGACCUUGAUCUCAUGGGAGGCCCUCUGCUCGGACAGAUGGACUUCAAUUCGAUCUGGCAGUCACUGCAUGACGAUGACCCGAUCAAUGUCUCGCGCAGUGCAGUCACAGGCCUUUUUGGUCAUCUUGCAUUCCUUGCUCGAGAAUUUGCGCAAGAGCUCUCAUCGACUGCCGCUAGAGAGGCGGGCCUGAAUACAGAUUACUAUCGCGUCUUCUGGAAGUCUGUUGACGAGAGCGCCUCUCUGUGCGCGUUCUGCGCUUCUCGGGCGCGCAUCUUGUUCAAAGAUCGACCGGACGCAUUCGACAUCUGGGUCCGCAGUGCUGGCUACGUACGGUCAUCGCUCGUUAGCUUGGCGCACGAUCUUUUAUGUGGCAAGCGAGAGGCGCUCCUGCGCGAGGAGGAGAAGGAUGCCGAGAAGAUAAGCGAGGUCGAUAGACUGCUCGAAGAGAGCUCUAUACGAGUUUUCAAUGCCGCCCGGGAAAUGUCUGAUCUUGUCAAGACGUCCCUUGAUGCUUCUGCCGGCGUAGGAUCGACGUUGACCUUUGCGCAGCUAUCUUCUUUUGCCUGGCAUUUGCUCAAUGCGCCGACCAAUGACGUUGGUGGUCCUGCAAGUUAUACAUGGAAGGUCAAGCAAGAAGCGAUCAAUGUUAUGCUUGAUGCGUUACGCUCGCUCGGUUGGAGCUGGCCAGAAGUCGAAGCCGACAUCGAGAGGAUAUCCAGUACGCUGGCUGCGCAAGCGGGUGGCCGGCCAACGGACGGAUAUGCCAGCCAAAACGCCAAGCGCUCGCAUCUCAAUGGAUCACCUGCCAACCGACUCAAGAUGGCGCACAAUGUCUCUUCCGUUCGGGAUGCAACAUCUCCCAACAAUAACAUCGCCACGCUUGCCGAUGUUGCGGUCGCGCAAUUACAAGGACAGCCCAACGAUCAGAUGCACUACACCGCUCCACUCCAGAACGGAAGCACCGAGCCCUAUUCUGCCUCGAGCAACACAUUCAUGCAACCUGGCGAUGAUCCCAAUGCAUUCCAAACUUACGCUCUCGGAUCACCGAACAUCGUUCUGCCCUCGAGCUGGUUCGCCGCAUUCGGCUCGCUCGGCGGCGCGCCUUCGCCGGGACCAAGCAGAUAUUUAUACUCAGAAAUCGAUGCCUUUAGUGCUGCGCAAUCACUCGCAACAGGCCCUACGCCCGGAGCGUCUGGCUACUACAAUCAGUUCGAAACGCUCAGUGGACAGACUGCGGAUAUAGGUGGCUCGAUAUAUUGA
Molecule: messenger RNA, 2274 nt
Organism: Mixia osmundae IAM 14324
Lineage: Eukaryota; Fungi; Basidiomycota; Mixiomycetes; Mixiales; Mixiaceae
Exons: 2
Coding region: 1-2274 (757 amino acids)
Biological process (GO): regulation of DNA-templated transcription
Molecular function (GO): zinc ion binding; DNA-binding transcription factor activity, RNA polymerase II-specific
Source: RefSeq, a predicted model, not a curated record